AGAAAGAGAGAGAGGUUUGAAAUACAGCAUGGGUUCUGUUGCCAGAGAUGGACCGAAACCGCAUGCUGUGUUGACCCCAUUGCCUCUUCAAGGCCAUAUCAAUUCAUUGUUCAAGCUAGCAAAGCUCCUUCAUGUUCGAGGCUUUUUCAUAACCUUCGUGAACACUGAGUUCAACCAUAAGCGUUUGCUUAGAUCAAGAGGUGUUAAAAGCCUUGAUGAUGGCCUCUCAGAUUUUCGAUUUGAAACCAUCCCAGAUGGUCUUCCUCCUCCUACUGAUGAUAAUGCCUCCCAGGAUGUAUCCUCUCUUUGUGAUUCCACCAGAAAGAAUUGUCUCCUUCCCUUUCAAAGGCUUCUUGGGAGACUUAGUGAAUCUGCCUCUAAUGGCCUAAUCCCUCCAGUCACUUGCUUGGUUUCUGAUGUUGUCAUGUUCUUCACUGUUGAUGCUGCUGAAGCACUUGGACUCCCUAUUGUUCUUCUUUGGCCUGCUAGUGCUUGUUCAUUGUUGGGUUUUGCGCACUAUCAAAAUCUACUCGAUAGAGGGGUUGUACCACUCAAAGACGAGAGCUCUUUGACAAAUGGGUACUUGGAGGAAGAAAUAAAUUGGAUUCCAGAUCAACAAACAAAUUGUAAAUAUGCAUGCCAAGACUGGGGAAUUGGAGUUGAAAUUGAUACAAAUGUGAAGAGAGAAGAGGUUGAGAAGCUUGUGAACAACUUGAUGGAAGGAGAGCAAGGGAAGACGAUGAGACGGAAGACUUUACAAUGGAGGAAAAUUGUCGAGGAGGACACGAGACCUGGUGGUUCUUCCUACAACAAUUGGAAAAGUAAUAAAAGAUGUGCUUAUCAAAAUGAAAAAUUAAGUCUAAGAAAACCUUAAAUGAUU
Messenger RNA from Neltuma alba, 880 nucleotides. RefSeq names its product 7-deoxyloganetin glucosyltransferase-like. Lineage: Eukaryota; Viridiplantae; Streptophyta; Magnoliopsida; Fabales; Fabaceae. Bases 29 to 874 code for a protein of 281 amino acids. The record is from RefSeq and is a predicted model, not a curated record. The transcript has 3 exons. Gene Ontology annotation, molecular function: quercetin 3-O-glucosyltransferase activity; quercetin 7-O-glucosyltransferase activity.